Pseudonaja textilis is the source of this 740-nucleotide messenger RNA. NCBI's taxonomy places the organism in Eukaryota, Metazoa, Chordata, Lepidosauria, Squamata, Elapidae. The record is from RefSeq and is a predicted model, not a curated record.
AGGCGGGUGAAUGACAGCUGUGCCCCCUCCCCUCCCCGCAGCUCCUACAUCGCCAACCGCGUCACGGACAAGCUGACCCAGAUCCACGACCGCAUUUUCUGCUGCCGCUCCGGCUCCGCCGCCGACACCCAGGCCGUCGCCGAUGCCGUCGCCUACCAGCUGGGCUUCCACAGCAUCGAGCUGGACCAGCAGCCCCUGGUGCACACGGCGGCCAGCCUUUUCAAAGAGACGUGUUACCGGUACCGGGAGGAGCUGACGGCCGGGAUCCUGGUGGCCGGUUGGGACAGGCUGAAAGGAGGACAGGUCUAUGCCGUCCCCAUGGGGGGGAUGAUGGUCCGCCAGCCCUUCUCCAUCGGCGGCUCCGGCAGCUCCUACAUCUACGGCUUCGUGGACGUUUCUUACAAGCCCGGGAUGACCAAGGAGGAAUGCUUGACCUUCACAGCCAACGCGCUCGCCCUGGCCAUGGAUCGCGACGGCUCCAGCGGCGGCGUGAUCCGCCUGGCUGCCAUCACCAAGGACGGGGUGGAGCGUAAGGUCAUUCUGGGCAACCAACUGCCCCGGUUUUCCUCCAUCUGAGAUAACGGCGGCGGCUGGGGGGCGGGGCGGGAAAUGCUUAUAACGGCUUCCGUGAAGGCUUGGAGCGGUGUCCUGUUUUUCGCGGGGACGGGAAUGUGGGUUUUGUCGUCUUCGUGCUUCGUUUUUUUUGUGGGUAUUAAAGGCAGAAAAAUCUCCCCAAUUGU